UGCGUCUGAGGGCUCCACGCGUCCGAGCCGGCUGCAGCUUUCUCCUCGUAGCGUCCCAGCGGUUCCCGCCACACUUAUCGCCAGCCAUGAGUCGCAGCUACAACGAUGAGCUGCAGUUCCUGGACAAGAUCAAUAAAAACUGCUGGAGGAUCAAGAAGGGCUUCGUGCCCAACAUGCAGGUUGAAGGAGUUUUCUAUGUGAAUGAUGCACUGGAGAAAUUGAUGUUCGAGGAGCUACGGAAUGCCUGUCGGGGCGGUGGUAUUGGUGGCUUCCUACCAGCCAUGAAACAGAUAGGCAAUGUGGCAGCUCUUCCUGGGAUUAUUCACCGAUCUAUUGGUCUUCCUGAUGUCCAUUCGGGCUAUGGGUUUGCCAUUGGGAACAUGGCAGCCUUCGACAUGGAUGACCCAGAAGCUGUGGUUUCCCCAGGUGGUGUGGGGUUUGACAUCAACUGUGGUGUCCGCUUGCUAAGAACCAAUUUAGAUGAAAGUGAUGUCCAGCCUGUGAAGGAACAACUUGCCCAGGCUAUGUUUGACCACAUUCCUGUUGGGGUGGGAUCAAAAGGAGUCAUCCCGAUGAAUGCCAAAGACCUGGAGGAGGCCUUAGAGAUGGGUGUUGAUUGGUCCCUAAGGGAAGGAUAUGCCUGGGCUGAAGACAAGGAGCACUGUGAAGAGUAUGGAAGGAUGUUGCAAGCUGACCCCAACAAGGUCUCCGCCAGGGCCAAGAAAAGAGGCCUUCCUCAGUUGGGGACCCUGGGAGCAGGCAACCACUAUGCAGAAAUUCAGGUUGUGGAUGAGAUUUUCAAUGAGUAUGCUGCUAAGAAAAUGGGCAUCGACCAUAAGGGGCAGGUGUGUGUGAUGAUACACAGCGGAAGCAGAGGCUUGGGCCACCAAGUAGCCACAGAUGCACUGGUAGCUAUGGAAAAGGCCAUGAAGAGAGACAAGAUCAUAGUCAAUGACCGCCAACUGGCUUGUGCUCGCAUCUCCUCCCCUGAGGGGCAGGACUACCUGAAGGGAAUGGCAGCGGCUGGGAACUAUGCCUGGGUUAACCGCUCUUCCAUGACCUUCUUAACCCGUCAGGCUUUUGCCAAGGUCUUCAACACGACGCCCGAUGACUUGGACCUGCACGUGAUCUAUGACGUUUCUCACAAUAUUGCCAAAGUGGAGCAGCAUGUGGUGGAUGGAAAGGAGCGAACACUGUUGGUGCACAGGAAGGGCUCCACCCGUGCUUUCCCUCCUCACCACCCGCUCAUUGCUGUUGAUUACCAACUCACUGGACAGCCGGUACUUAUUGGUGGCACCAUGGGAACCUGCAGUUAUGUUCUUACGGGCACUGAACAGGGCAUGACUGAGACCUUUGGGACAACCUGUCAUGGAGCGGGCCGUGCGUUGUCCCGAGCAAAGUCGCGACGUAAUUUAGAUUUCCAGGAUGUCUUAGACAAAUUGGCAGAUAUGGGGAUUGCAAUCCGUGUCGCUUCACCCAAACUGGUUAUGGAAGAGGCUCCUGAGUCCUAUAAGAAUGUGACAGAUGUGGUGAAUACCUGCCAUGACGCCGGAAUCAGCAAGAAGGCCAUUAAACUGAGACCCAUUGCUGUGAUCAAAGGAUAGACCAGUGCCCCAGGGCUUCUGGCAUCACUAACCUUAGUAAGGUGCAAGUAGACUGAAACACGCUUCAGACUGAGAGCUGACAGGUUCGAGUGUGUAGCUCUGCUGCCAUGCCACGGUGGCUGCCACGAGACUGCUGUACCCAGGAGCCACACAGUUCCCCCAGGACAAGAAUGGACUGCUUCCUCCACACCACACCUUGUCUUACCUGCCAUAGGUGUCAAAAAAACCAUACUAUUAAAGGCUGUGGCCUUUCUUCCCUCC
Molecule: messenger RNA, 1865 nt
Organism: Dipodomys spectabilis (banner-tailed kangaroo rat)
Lineage: Eukaryota; Metazoa; Chordata; Mammalia; Rodentia; Heteromyidae
Gene: Rtcb
Product: RNA 2',3'-cyclic phosphate and 5'-OH ligase
Exons: 12
Coding region: 87-1604 (505 amino acids)
Biological process (GO): tRNA splicing, via endonucleolytic cleavage and ligation
Cellular component (GO): tRNA-splicing ligase complex; nucleus
Molecular function (GO): RNA ligase (ATP) activity
Source: RefSeq, a predicted model, not a curated record